Molecule: messenger RNA, 618 nt
Organism: Tetranychus urticae (two-spotted spider mite)
Lineage: Eukaryota; Metazoa; Arthropoda; Arachnida; Trombidiformes; Tetranychidae
Product: NPC intracellular cholesterol transporter 2
Source: RefSeq, a predicted model, not a curated record
AUAUAAAGAUUGAUCAAGUUGAAAAAUAAUAUAACAACACAAUUGAAAUUGAAUCAAGUGACUUGUCCACUCACAACAACCAGUUAAACAAUAUCAAAAUGUACACUUCAAUGAUCUUCUUGUUCGCCCUUGUUGGCUCUUCUUUCGCUGGAAUCGUUGAUUUCAAGCCUUGCGAAGGCUCAGUCAACGUACCCCAAGUUGUUUUAAUCGAUGGAUGUGAAAGCUUCAGCUGUGAUUUAUCUGUUGGCCAAACUGUCAAUGUUCAACUUGAAUUUGUUUCACCAUCCAAUGCUGCCACAGUUCAAGCCGUUAGCAAAGUUGGUCAGGAAUCAUCUACUGCCCAAGCUUGUGGUAAUGGAUUAAACUGUCCACUCCAAGCUGGUGAAUACUAUGUCCACAAAGGUUCAUUCACCGUUGGUAAAUCCAGUGUUUCCUCAAAAUCAAUGACCUACCAACUCAAAUCUGAAGACCAAACCUUGGUUUGCUUCACUUUCCCAAUCACCGUUGCUUAAAUGUGUUUUAUACUCAUUCAAUAUUGUGAUCGAUGUUUUGCGUUUUGUGAGUCAACAGAAUGAAAUUUAUCGAUUAAAAUAAACGUCUAUUUUAUAACAUUUAAAA